CUGCCUCUGUCGCUCUGCAGCUUCUCGAGCAGAGCGCAAAGUCCCACGCUGCUUUCAAAGGGCUGAAACGAUGGGAGCCUGGUCAAGACUCGCCCCCAUGGCGCAUCAGGCCUCAAAUUCACGGCCGCAGGCGAGAUACCCUGGCCAUUUCCGUGGGUGGCUUGAUAUGGAUCUGCAUUUGCUGCUUACCUCCACCGACGAGAAGUGCUCAUCCUCCUCCUUUCGCCAGUCGUUCUCUGCGUGGACACUCAUACAGGGACCUGGGCCUCAGAUUCUCCGGUAGACUUCUAUUCUCUCCUCAUUCAAGCCAUCCUCAGACCGGCUUUUCCAGGUCCUUCCUGUUGUCUGCUCUCCUUCGAAUUCGCGUGCCGCAUCAGACCAGCGAACCCCGACCGCUCGAACCGAGUCACUAAAGUUCGCACUUCAAAAACCAGCCAUUGAAGAGCAUCUCUCCGCGUUUGCACUCGAUUUUCCUCUGCCUGGCCCAUGGUCUGCCAUCAUUACACAGCAGCCGAGACGUGGAAGUACUCAAGUUACACGGGCCAAGUUCUAAAUCUUAACUCGCCAUCCUCUUCCUGAUUAUCGGCCCUCUGGUGCGUGCAUACAAGAUCACAGAAGAAAAGAUCGUCGGGAUCGUACAUCUAAGUACAUGGGGUUCAGAGCCAGAAGGUUGUGUUCGAUGAACAUGUAUUCUUGUGAGGGCAGGGUGCUCGUGAACAAUAACCACCAUUACCUGAAUUGACUGACAUCUGUCUCGGGCUGUCUCGGACUGUCUGCUCCCGCGCAAUGUCGAUAGACAAGGACGGCAAUGGAGGGCAGGCGUUUGUUCGCCCGCCCGCGCACCCGGUGCCGCAAUUGCAAAAGCCUUUCGAGGAGUCGAUGCUAGAAUCAAUAUCUGAUCAGGUGGCGGAAGACAUCCCUACUGAUGCCAUGUCACGAAGGACAAUCCUUCUCGAGGCGCCUACCUAUCAACGGGUUAUUGCCGGGAGGUGGAAGCAGAAACCAGGAGAAAAAUAUCAUCCAUUGUGGAAACUCGUGGCCCAACUGACCUUUGGAAUGCAUCUUCUAUCACAGAACAUGGCGAUUUCAGAAGACGAAGUCAUGAGAAUCUUGCAAUCCCACGUCGACGACAUCGAUGCUUUCCUAGAGCGUACCACAGAGGACUUCGAUCUUGCACAAAGCGAUAUUCACGAGAGAAUACGAUGUCUCAAACUCCCACUCGCACACGGAGAAGUGUUUGAUCGAAUGUUGGAAGAUCGGGCAUUUCGCGCUUCAAUUCUCGAUGGGAACGAAAAGAUUGACCAUGUCAUUGGCCGGACCAAGAAGGCGGCCAAGGAUGCACUGAAGGACGUCCAGAAGGGAUUCGAUGCUACCAACGUGAUGGAAAAAUACCUGUCUAAAUUGAACUCAACAUGGAAGAGAGGAUCACCUGAGCAUGAAGCUGUUUUAGUCGCUAUGCUUGGGAAUGUCGAAGGAUGGCGCAGAGCUUUCUUGGAGUUACAUCUACAAGGGAACAAGCUGGCUGGUUCUCUGAAGAAGCUCGCGGAGGUGGUUUCGGAGAUGCAGCAAAGAGCUGCUGCAGUCAGCAGGAAUCUCGUGGCUAGAGCUCAAAAGACGAAACACAUUACUUCUCAGGAUGCUGGUCGUGCUCCUUCUCAGUUAGGGUCUAUCGCCGAACACAAGCCGCUGCCGAGUGAGCCGGGUCGCCAACACUCGACCAGAAAUUCAUCUCGGAGUACCCAACUUACCAGCUUCUCCAGUCGACCGAACAGCGGCCAGAAAUCAAGUCAAGGAUUGGCCUCGCAACCACAAUCUAUUGGGCAUCAAUCGCCGCAAUCCGCUGGGUCCAGAAGACCAGGCAACGGAGAAAUUUCUGGGCGGCCAUUUUCUUCCGAGGCGUUGACGACCGAGGGGCCACAGCACACUGCAGACCGAAUGCAUAGUCUAGGAGGAUUGCUCAUCCAACACGUUGAGGAGCAGCUUGUCGAGCUUCCGGCCGAUGUUCCUGAAGAUGUACUUCGACAAGCGCCGGUGUCGAUCAAAAACCGGUUGAGUAUGACACUUGGGCUGAAGCCAAAGGACAACUCGAGCCACCGCAUAUCCAGUGUCUACUAUCCGAGAGCAUUGGGUGAUCUUCUGAAGUCUCCCGCUAUAUCCUCUCUGUUACUUACGCCGCAACCCGGAAAGUCGAAAGGCACACCUGUGCAGGCUAUGAUAUCGCCCGUCAUGUCGGAAGGGGAGGCCGGCUUCUUCCUCUCGCAUGAACAAAGUCCUUCGAUUGGGCUGUUCAAUCUGGAUUACAGGAAGGACACCGACUCUGCCAAAGCGUCUCCGACCGCUGCUCAGGCGUCAGCUCGAGCCUCGAUAGUGGAUCCGUCUAGGCCGGUAACACGUCGUUCAUCAAUCCCUAACCCAGCGUUUACUUCGCACCCUGCUGUGAUGGCGAUGGCAUCUCCUCCAGUAGAGCUUCCUGCGCCGGUCGAGCCAGCGGUGAGAGAAGAGCGGUCAAACUCUUCUUCAUCGAGGAAAGGCUCUCAACUAUCGAGCCUGGGUGAACCUGGACCGGAGUUGAACGAAGGUGAAAUGACACGGUCGACCUCGGGAUCGGUGUUGGACACGAGAAUUCUCAUUGACACAUCAACCAUUACCGUCGCUGUCGUGCCAGCCUCUGCCGAGGAAGAGACAUUUGCAGCCGCACAACGAAAGGCUGAAGACGAUAUGCAGAGUCAGCUCCACAGCCAAUUAGAGACGACAAACACCACAAACAAUGGUCUAGAGGAAGUGGUGACAGGGCCAUUGCAGCCUCAGAUGACAGCUACAGCGCCUCCGCCGACUAAAGAAACUGGACACGCCGAUGAUGGCGAAAAGUCACAAGUCACCGUUGAAGUGCCGACGAGUGUUGAAGGCGAUGCCACAGCCAAAACAAAUUCAGACAGCAUCUCAAAUAAUGUGCUUGCUCAGAACCCCGAUGGCGUGGCCUCAAAGACAGAAUUUAUUGCCGAGUUAGAGGCCAUUGUUCCCAAACCCCUGCAGCCCAAGGCAAAGGAAGAGGUUGGACCAGUAGAGCUGGAGGCUCCACAUCAGACUUUCAACCUCCCUCCCAGACCAGUCGCCGCCCCUGAGAAUACAGAGAAAGAAGUUCCUCGUGCCAGCAAAGGCCGGCUCGAUGAUUUUUUCAAGCUGCCUACCGAACUUACAAUCAAACCUGGCAUGAAGCCCAAGGACUUUGGGGAUUCCAACGCACCAGAGCCAAUCCGACCCUUGAAGUUGAAGCUCACCAAGAAAGAUGGCAAGAUUGUUCCCGUACAAGUCCCCAGCCCUGGCGGGAGUUCGAAGCCGCUAAUUGGCAGUCCUGGGCCUAAGCUCAAAAUAGAUGUUGUUGCAGAUAUCAUCGACAGACUCUCGUAUACACCGCCAGGUUCACCUAUUCAUGCCAGAUCAGCUUCGAGCGUCUCUUCAAAUUCGGCACAGUGCUGGUCACAUCGAUCAUCGCGUUCGUUAGGACCCCCAGUACAGGCACCUGCACCGCCGGCUCCUGGAGGCCGACCCAUGGUGGACCCUGAUUUCGCCUCUGCGGGUCAAUUCGAUGGGGAACGCAAGCAGAAGAAAAAGAAGAAGAAAAACAGUACAGUUGGGGGGAGCAAAAGUGGAUGGAAAAGUCUGUUCCGAGGAAGCAUUGCGGACAGUAUCGGUGGCGGUGGUGCAAAGAGUUCCGAGGGGGGUUCUAUAACAACGACCACCACGGCGACAACUGCAACAAAUGCUUCUGCAUCGGCGUCUGGCGCAGGCUCGGAGGCAGGUCCCGCCCCCGUUGCGGAUAUGAUGACGACGUCUGGCAAAGACGUACUUUGGUUCAAGGGCGAUACGAAGAAAUGACCUGGCGUAUCGUUUGAGCGCAGUCUUUGAUAGAGGCGGAGUGGAACAUCGAAGAUGUUCUCGGUUGCCGGGCCACCGUCAGCAAUCUAUGCAUGCUGAGCAGGUGAGCAGAGUGCAUAUAAGAUGAUAAAUCCUUUUAAUCUAAUCCCA
This is a messenger RNA of Cladophialophora immunda, 4026 nucleotides long. RefSeq lists its product as uncharacterized. The transcript is spliced from 2 exons. Lineage: Eukaryota; Fungi; Ascomycota; Eurotiomycetes; Chaetothyriales; Herpotrichiellaceae. The record is from RefSeq and is a predicted model, not a curated record. The coding region runs from base 787 to 3876 and encodes 1029 amino acids.